AUGCGAAAGCUGAGAAGUGUAUGGCGGCUGAGGCGAAGCCUACAACACCGGGAAACGUAUAAAUACCUGGGUGUGAGGGAUGGUGUUCCUGGUUUUCAAGAGAUUCCGGCAUAUGUGCCUGACAUGAACCACACAAUCAACCAGAUCGACUCGAAAAGCUCCUGUACCGGAAAGGCACGAGAAGGAGGAAACAUGGUCGACGUCUUCCUCUACGGAAGCUCCAGCAACGUCAUGGACUUCAUUUUGGUCGGGCGCAGGUCGACAGUCCAGGCCGUCCUCAGGCAGAUCCCCGCCAAGAACAAAUUGGGAGAUAGUAUCGGGCAUUGCGACAGCUCAGAAGAUACGAUGGCGGGGCUGUUGAGAUACAUGGAUGAUGUAACGGAUGCAAAGAUUAUUUGGGAGGCGGAGGUAUACCGCAUGACGCUGGUUGGCUGUGAUUAA
Cladophialophora bantiana CBS 173.52 is the source of this 441-nucleotide messenger RNA. RefSeq lists its product as uncharacterized. Bases 1 to 441 code for a protein of 146 amino acids. The record is from RefSeq and is a predicted model, not a curated record. Lineage: Eukaryota; Fungi; Ascomycota; Eurotiomycetes; Chaetothyriales; Herpotrichiellaceae. The transcript is spliced from 2 exons.